AUGGCUUCAGCAAAGACGCUUUAUUUAUUUAGACAUAUACAAACAAAGCAGGUCUUGCAAUUAGGAGGAUAUAAACCACCCAAAUUAAGAAAAGAUCAUUGGCGUCCAUUAGUGGCCGUUACAGGCUUUAAAUCAAGCGACUCUGUAGAUGCUUUAGCCAAUGCUCUCUUAUACCGUAAAACCAGCAAACAAGUCAGUCUUGUCACCAGUCCAGAACACAAAGCGAGACAGAAAAGAUUAAGAGCUGUAGAUGAGAUGGAUCUGAUCGAUCGAACUCUCACAUCAUUACGCGAAGCUAUUGAGGUGAUUGCAGAUAGAAGAAAUGAGAAAGACUUAUUAGCGCUGUGGGAGCAACCACACUUCAUGAAACUAAAGGACGAGAAAGACUGGCCAUCAUUGUUAAAACAUGGACAGUUGGAACUACGAAAUAACCGAUUUGUUACAGAAGAAGAUAAGUCUGCAGCGGCAACUUCAGAAACUAUAAAUACUACAACAGUCUAA
Molecule: messenger RNA, 501 nt
Organism: Mycotypha africana
Lineage: Eukaryota; Fungi; Mucoromycota; Mucoromycetes; Mucorales; Mycotyphaceae
Exons: 2
Coding region: 1-501 (166 amino acids)
Source: RefSeq, a predicted model, not a curated record